CUCUUCCCGCGCGGGUGCUAAGGCGACCUCCGCCCCGGGGAGCCGGUUGCUUCUCAGCUGCUGAUCGCCGACGGCUCCGGGCCACCUGUUACUGCUUACCUCGCUGAUGUUCCCAGACUAAGAAUGGCAUGCUGUGGAGGAUGCUGCAGUAGGAGUGUCUAAUCCCCUUCUCUUUGCUGGUACCACUGGGAAGCUUGAUUACUCACCUCCAUGUUCCUCUACAGAAGACCAAUUGCUGACCUUAUCCAGGUUUGCUUCUCAAGCUGCUUUUGACUGCUCUGGACAGUAGCAACACAUCGAAUCUGACAUGAUUCUUCCUGGUUGUGCUGCUGCAGAUGGAAUUUUGAGUACAAGGAAUGAAAAUUGAUAGGACUUGUUGGUGUUCGUUCUGCUAUAGCCUGGAAAAUCUCUGAGCUGCAGCAGAGGAGACCUGCAAACAAAAAAAAGGAAACAGAAGCCUUUAACCUACCUUCUUCAGAGAGAACAUUAAAUCAGCACAAUAUGGCACAUCACAGUAUUGUCCUUGGAUUAUUCAUGAUGACUGUUGUAUCACUGUUGGAUGGAAGUUCAGCUUUCCUGUUGAACCAGCGUCUGAAGGGAAGAUUUCAGCGAGACCGUAGGAACAUCCGCCCGAACAUCAUCCUUGUUCUUACUGAUGACCAGGACGUAGAACUUGGUUCCAUGCAAGUGAUGAAUAAAACAAGACGGAUCAUGGAGCACGGAGGGGCUCAUUUCAUCAAUGCCUUUGUGACAACACCCAUGUGCUGCCCCUCUCGGUCCUCUAUCCUUACAGGGAAGUAUGUCCACAACCACAACACUUACACCAACAAUGAGAACUGUUCUUCUCCGUCCUGGCAGGCUCAGCAUGAAAUCCGUACCUUUGCAGUGUACCUCAACAACACAGGGUACAGGACAGCUUUCUUUGGAAAGUACCUUAAUGAAUACAAUGGCUCCUAUGUGCCUCCUGGUUGGAAAGAAUGGGUUGGAUUGCUUAAAAACUCUCGAUUUUACAACUACACACUCUGUAGAAAUGGAGUGAAGGAGAAGCAUGGAUAUGACUACUCCAGGGAUUAUCUAACUGAUCUGAUUACCAAUGACAGCAUUACGUUCUUCAGAAUCUCAAAGAAGAUGUAUCCUCACAGGCCUGUACUGAUGGUGAUAAGCCAUGCAGCUCCUCAUGGCCCUGAAGAUUCAGCUCCUCAGUACUCACAUCUUUUUCCUAAUGCCUCACAACACAUCACUCCCAGUUACAACUAUGCUCCCAACCCAGACAAGCACUGGAUAAUGAGGUACACAGGUCCCAUGAAACCUAUCCACAUGGAGUUCACAAACAUGCUGCAGAGAAAGCGCCUGCAAACACUCAUGUCUGUGGAUGACUCUAUGGAGAUGAUUUACAAUACGUUGGUUGAAACAGGUGAACUGGACAACACGUAUAUAAUAUACACAGCAGACCAUGGCUAUCAUAUUGGACAGUUUGGGCUGGUGAAAGGAAAGUCCAUGCCCUAUGAGUUUGAUAUCAGAGUUCCUUUCUAUGUCCGAGGUCCAAACGUGGAAGCUGGGUCCUUGAACCCACACAUUGUGCUGAAUAUUGAUCUCGCACCUACAAUUCUAGAUAUUGCUGGAUUGGAUAUUCCAUCUGAUAUGGAUGGCAAAUCCAUCCUAAAGCUUCUGGAUUCUGAAAGACCUGUGAAUAGAUUCCAUUUAAAGAAAAAGAUGAAGGUGUGGAGAGACUCAUUCCUAGUGGAAAGAGGUAAACUGCUGCAUAAGAGGGAGAAUGAGAAGGUAGAUGCCCAAGAAGAAAACUUUCUACCCAAAUACCAGCGUGUGAAAGACCUCUGUCAGCGAGCUGAGUAUCAGACAGCUUGUGAGCAGCUCGGCCAGAAAUGGCAGUGUGUGGAAGACGCCAGUGGAAAGCUCAAGCUACACAAGUGCAAGGGAAUGGCAAACUUGGAAGCUGCAGGCAGCAGCAAGGGCACCUCCAAUAUCUUGCCCAAGUAUUAUAGCAGGAAUAGUGAAGACUGCAAUUGUGAGGAGAAUGAGUACAAGCUGAGCCAUGUCGGUCGGAGAAAGAAACUCUUCUCCAAGAAAAAGUACAAACCAAGCUACGUCCGGAAUCGCUCGAUCCGUUCGGUGUCAGUGGAGCUGGAUGGAGCCAUUUAUAACUUGGGGUUAGAGGAUGGCUACCAACCUGUCCUACCAAGAAACAUCACCAAGCGGCACAAGAUGCAGAGGGCUCUGCUUCGUGAGGAGGAAGAUAAAGACCUUGGGGAAUACAGUGGCACCGGCGGCAUCGCGGAGUACGCAGCCCCUAACCUAAUAAAAGUGACUCACAGGUGCUACAUCCUGGAGAAUGACACCGUUCAGUGUGACACAGACCUGUACAGGUCACUGCAGGCUUGGAAGGACCAUAAGCUCCAUAUUGACCACGAGAUUGAAACUUUGCAAAAUAAAAUAAAGAACCUGAGGGAGGUGAGAGGUCAUCUGAAGAAGAAGCGCCCUGAAGAGUGUGACUGUAACAAGAUAAGUUACCACUCCAAGCACAAAAGCAAGCUGAGGCACAAGGGAUCAAGUCUUCAUCCUUUCAAGAAAGCCUUACAGGAGAAGGACAGGCUGUGGCUGCUCCGGGAGCAGAGACGGAAGAAGAAACUGCGCAAGCUGCUGAAGAGAAUCAAAAACAACGACACGUGCAGCAUGCCCGGCCUGACCUGCUUCACCCACGACAACCAGCACUGGCAAACAGCUCCCCUCUGGACGUUGGGCCCUUUCUGUGCCUGUACCAGUGCCAACAACAACACAUACUGGUGUCUGAGGACAAUCAACGAGACCCACAACUUCCUGUUCUGUGAAUUUGCUACGGGGUUUCUGGAGUAUUUUGAUCUCAAUACGGAUCCAUAUCAGCUGAUUAAUGCAGUGAAUACACUGGACAGAGACAUUCUCAAUCAGCUCCACGUCCAGCUCAUGGAACUAAGAAGUUGCAAAGGCCACAAACAAUGCAAUCCCAGAACUAGGAACAUGGAUCUGGGACUUAAAGAUGGAAGCUACGAGCAGUACAGGCAGUUUCAGCGUCGAAAGUGGCCAGAUGUGAAGAGACCAUCAUCUGCCAAGUCACUAGGACAGCUGUGGGAAGGCUGGGAGGGCUAACCACCCCCAGCCUCUGCACCUCCAUGAGGAUACAAACUGGCCAGAACUUGAAUCCAUGUUCAGACUCAAUGGAAUCCUGUACGACUUCAGAACAAAUUCUAACAUUAGCCUGGAGGAGCGGACAAACGUUGAGGCUGAAAUAGAUGAUAGAGUGUUUGCACUGGUGAGUGAGUUACAUAGAUGCUGGGAAGUGCUGUCAGAAAUACAGGUCCCUGAAAUCCACUAUUUUACCUGCUUUCUGCUUUGGAUUAUACCUCACCUGCUUCACAAGGCAUUGUACUUUGAGAAGACACCACUAACAAACACUGUCCAGGAGCUGACAGAAAAGGAGAUGCAGCCACAUCCCAAAGAGGAUUGCCAUCCCAGGGGGCAAAGAGUACACAGAGACAGCAGGAGUGAACUUAAAGUAUUUUUCAGUUCAGCUGGAUCUUCAGAUGUCCUGAGAGAAAACUUUAUAAAGCCAAGUACAGCUCUGAAGCAAGACUUAAACGUGGAUGCUUUCCCCUCAAACUGGGUAAAGGUAAUGGUGGAAAAGAACUUCUAAAGAGAUUCAGGAACUGAAGUGAGCAGCUUUGAACACCCUCAACACCACGCUACUUCUCAAACGUCCUCUGAGGAUACUUUUCAGUUCCACAUCUACUUCUCCAUCCUCUUGCCACCUCUAGGAAAAGGAGAGAGAAUCUUGACUAGCAGGACAGCAAGGUUUUUGGAGGGGUUGUGUAAAUAUUGCUCAACAUACCGUUUGAAAACCAAUUCCUUCAGGUUGUGAAGAAUUUUGUUAAUAAAAGAGUGGAACGCCCACGCCCCCUCUCUCCAAAUGCUACUUCAUGUCACAUAGUCCCUUUCAGAAUUUAGCCACUUUUAAAAGUACUGAAAGCUUUCAGUAAAUGUACAUCUGAACUUUUAAUGAAACCAGAUUUGUAUGAAGUUUGGGGGUUGGGGUUU
Messenger RNA from Dryobates pubescens (Downy woodpecker), 4086 nucleotides. It is a transcript of the gene SULF2, whose product is annotated as sulfatase 2. Gene Ontology annotation, molecular function: calcium ion binding; glycosaminoglycan binding; N-acetylglucosamine-6-sulfatase activity. NCBI's taxonomy places the organism in Eukaryota, Metazoa, Chordata, Aves, Piciformes, Picidae. Bases 502 to 3141 code for a protein of 879 amino acids. The record is from RefSeq and is a predicted model, not a curated record. The transcript has 24 exons. Gene Ontology annotation, cellular component: plasma membrane; Golgi apparatus; endoplasmic reticulum.